UUUUUUUCAAUGACAUUGUUGUCAACGAUAGCCAUUUACUACACUAUACAGUAUAAGAUGUUAAUAACGGGUUGGCCUCACACAGCAAUAUGGGUGGCAUUACAAUACUACUGUACUGUACUUCAAUAAUACCAACGACACAAUAAAUACCUGAGCACAGGAAACACGGGAUUAAAGGACCUGACUGUUAGUAGUGUUUAAAGAAUUGAUUGAAUUGAUUGAAUUGAUUGACUGCAAACAAUGACCAGAAGAACAGCUAUAGCUUCGUCUGUGUUAACACUAUUGGUGUUUAUAUCGACGGUUCACACGAUGGAGGUGUCGGCCACCCGUAAGUCCGGUAAAUGUGAACGCAUAACAAUACCCAUGUGUCAAGAUAUGCCCUAUAAUCUGACCCGAAUGCCCAACUUUAUGGGACAUAAAGACCAGUCGGAGGCCGCCAUUCAAGUGCACGAGUUUAUACCGCUGGUGGAGAUCGGGUGCUCAAAGAAUUUGAAGUUUUUUCUCUGUUCAUUGUAUGCUCCGAUGUGUACGGAACAGAUCGAUAUACCAAUCCCUUCGUGUCAAUCCAUCUGCGAGGAGGUCAAGUCCCGGUGUUUGCCAGUCUUACGUCAAUUUAACUUCAAUUGGCCAUCAAUGCUCAACUGUAGUCGACUGCCAGUACCCAAGGAUGGUCUCUGUAUGGAAGUUCCCAAUAUCAAUGACACAAUGAAGACACCACACAAACAUCCCUCAAUAAUAUCGUCAUUGUCUUCCUCCUCAUCUUCAUCAUCAUCGUUGCCAUCAAACAAACCUGAUAUUAAAGCCAUCAGCGAAAAGGAGACUAAAGAGUUGUUAAACUCGAUUGAGAAGAUCUAUCCAUUUUUAUUUGCCGGUAAUCAACGUCGUGAAGGCAGUGAUUCCCAAUCGUCACCAUUUAUGCCAUCAUUUAAGUCAUCGCUGCCUUUUGAAGCGUUUGAUAUUAGUUCAUACAAUUUGAAUGGUGUGGACAGUAAUGGUUACGGAAAACUAUCAAAAAACGGAAACAAAUGUUACGCAGAAUUCGUUUAUAUACCGAUAGCCGGCAAACAACACGUGAAUGGCAGCCAAGCGGUCUGUGCGCCCAAAUGUGGUAAAGAUAUACUAUUUACCAGAAAUGACAAAAACUUUGUGGAGAUAUGGAUGUGUAUUUGGGCCUCAAUUUGCUUCAUAUCCACACUAUUCACUGUAUUAACCUUUUGGAUCGAUUCCCAACGGUUUCGUUAUCCGGAAAAACCUAUUAUAUUUCUAUCGAUGUGCUUCUGUAUCUCAAGUGUCGCUUAUUUGAUACGUAUAUACGCCGGCCCUGAGUUUGUAUCCUGCGAUAGGAGUGACUCGGGUGACGAUCAUAUUACUCUUGAGGGACUCGAUAACUCUGCCUGUAUUAUAGUCUUUAUAUUGAUUUACUACUUCGGUAUGGCGGCCACUAUGUGGUGGGUCUGUCUAAUCAUAACCUGGUAUUUGGCGGCAUCUAAAAAGUGGGCGCACGAAGCCAUUGAAGCUAAAUCUAGUGUUUUUCAUCUUCUAUCGUGGGCUAUACCGGCCAUUCUGACUAUUAUUGUCAUUACAUUAAGACAUGUGGACGGGGAUGAGCUAACAGGGCUAUGUUAUGUCGGUCAUCACGACCCGAGCGCAUUGCUUUACUUUGUGAUUAUACCUCAAUCAGUCUUCUCCAUCUUUGCCAUACUUGUACUGAUAUUUGGCUUCAUAUCAUUGACCCGAAUCAGGUCAGACCUACAAUAUGGAGGUCACAAUACAAAUAAAUUGGACAGACUUAUGAUUAGGAUCGGUGUCUUUACAACAUUAUAUACAGUACCGGCACUUGUGGUCAUUGGAUGUCAUAUUUAUGAGUACUUGAAAAGCAAUGAAUGGCGCGAAACAUCACUCGACAGGUCGAGGAUGUGUCACGACAUGAACACUAUGAACGCCUGUCGUCUUAAUGAAAGUAUACCAAUGAAAGAGGUAUUUGUACUCAAGAUAUUCAUGUCACUGGUGUUGGGUAUAUCUACCGGUAUAUGGGUCUGGAGUAAUAAAACGUGGAACUCGUGGACCCGAUUCUGUCAAUCGACGUUUGGUCGUCGACCGCGACGUAAUUUCAAGUGUCCACCAGUGCUACCGCAGACCACUACACAGUACAUACCGGUGCAGCAACAACAACACCGACACACACCCACGUCUAGUAUCUCAUCGCAAAACAAUAUACCUAACAAUACUAAUAACAUUAACAAUAACAUAGCAAAUAACCCGUUGUCCCGACACCACGUCUACUAUCAUUCAUAUGCAUCACUCAAGACUCAAAGUCAGACAAGACAUUCACACCGUUCUCAUCGUAGCAAACAUAGCAGGAAUACCACAACCAAUGCAUCGAUAACUCACGUCUAA
Molecule: messenger RNA, 2397 nt
Organism: Oppia nitens
Lineage: Eukaryota; Metazoa; Arthropoda; Arachnida; Sarcoptiformes; Oppiidae
Product: frizzled-4-like
Exons: 2
Coding region: 241-2397 (718 amino acids)
Biological process (GO): canonical Wnt signaling pathway; non-canonical Wnt signaling pathway
Cellular component (GO): plasma membrane
Molecular function (GO): Wnt-protein binding; Wnt receptor activity
Source: RefSeq, a predicted model, not a curated record